This is a messenger RNA of Effrenium voratum, 497 nucleotides long. The record is from the annotation of a GenBank genome assembly. Lineage: Eukaryota; Dinophyceae; Suessiales; Symbiodiniaceae.
GGGCGAUCGAGGUUUGGUGCUCGCAGCAGUGGCCGAGAACGGCAACGCCCUAGAGUUUGCGGAGGCUAUGCUCCGCGGGGACCGAGAUUUCGUGCUGGAAGCGCUGCGCCAGACUGCGGCGGCGGCUCCAGCUGUGGCCUUUGUAGCAGAGGAGCUCCUGAAGGACUCCUCCUUCGUGCUCGAAGCAGUGAGGAUGAACCCUUGGACAAUUGGAUAUCUGCCUGCAGAUUUCCAGAGGCAUCCCGAGAUUGUCCAAGAGGCCGUCAAGCGGAAUGGCCGGCGAUGGAACCCUUUGCACCCCAAUUGCAAGGCCAGUGGUCGCACGACCUGGGCGAGGAGGUACGAAGGAGCGGCUUGACGGUGCUGGCGCGUUUUCGCAGACGUCAGGCUACGGAGCGCCGUGCUGGACAGCUUGAACAGUUGUACAGAUGCCAUACGCAUCCAGAAGCCAAAGAGACGCUUUUGGGGCAAUGUUUCACAGCACGCCAGAGAAAGUG